Molecule: messenger RNA, 512 nt
Organism: Penaeus vannamei (Pacific white shrimp)
Lineage: Eukaryota; Metazoa; Arthropoda; Malacostraca; Decapoda; Penaeidae
Source: RefSeq, a predicted model, not a curated record
AUGAUCUUUGGCUAUGUAAGUUUACCUGUGUUUGCCUUGCAUAUUUACGUGUGUAUGAAAGGAGCCAUUCUGCUUACCUACAUUAUCUUGUAUAUGCACAAUUGUAGGCCUGUGAAUAAAGAGACAACAAGCCUUCUGACAAAUAUGCAAAGCAUAUGCGAGGAACACGGUCCAUUGACGAAAGUGGCAGACACAGAGGUAUCCACGAGAGCACGUCGGUCUAUACCACACAUCCUGAAGCUGAAGGAAGACAUCGCCCACACGGGAGUUUAUGCGAGACAGUUGCUGACCAAAAGGCUGCAGUUUGGUCCCCUGCAGGCUGAGAAAAUUUUUGCGGGUAGUCAGCAGGUGGCAGUUGAGGAGGAAAUAAAGGAGAGGAAAUACCAGCACAAUGUGAACUCAAAGUAUGGUUUUCAAAGGACUAUGCUGAGAGGAUGGGAACAAGAAUACUUGCUGAGGAGGGUGUUUCUUGGCAGUUUCGUACUCGUCAGAGAUUUCGUUGUCGUGUGUGA